UUCUUCUGGUCGUAGCAACCGGUUGGUACCAAUCAUGAACCUUUGCCCGAGUUACACCAUUAAUGGGGUGAAUUCUGCUGAACCGCCCUGGUACCACCAUUGAUGGAGUAGUGCGUAGGCAACAGUCGCAGGAGCACGUCAGUUGCCAUAAAUUGGCCUCCCGGGACGAGACUUUUUCUUCUCCUUGCCGCUUGGCGCUUGCAGUUGCACUACACCGGAGUGAGGCAGUGAGAUUGGUGGAGGAGAGUGCGGCGAGGAGGAUGGGAACGGUAGCGCCUAGCGUCGAUGAGGCUGCAGGGGGCGGGCAGCCGCUUGGGCUCGGCGAGGCUGUGAGCGAGACGGUGGGCGAGCUGAGGGCGGCGUACGAGAGCGGCAGGACCCGGAGCCUGGAGUGGAGGCAGUCCCAGCUCAGGGGGCUCCUCCGUCUCUUGGCGGAGGAGGAGACGGCGGCGUUCCGAGCGCUCCGCCAGGACCUCGGCAAGCACCACGCCGAGGCCUAUAGAGACGAGAUCGGCGUGCUCGUCAAGUCCGCGAACGCUGCUCUGCGGGAGGUCGGCAAAUGGAUGGCGCCGGAGAAGGUGUGGGUGCCGCUAAUUGCUUUCCCGGCGAGGGCGCAACUGGAGCCGCAGCCGCUCGGGGUCGUGCUCGUCUUCUCCUGCUGGAACGUCCCCUUGGGACUCUCUCUGGAGCCGCUUGUUGGGGCGGUGGCGGCCGGCAAUGCGGUCGCGCUGAAGCCGUCGGAGCUGGCGCCGGCCACCGCUAAGUUCCUCGGCGACAACAUCGGCAAGUACAUGGACGCCACGGCCGUGAAGGUCAUCCAGGGCGGGCCGGAGGUGGGCGAGCAGCUCAUGGAGCACAGAUGGGACAAGGUCCUUUUCACUGGGAGCCCGCGCAUCGCGCGCGUCGUGAUGGCCGCGGCCGCGAAGCACCUGACGCCCGUGGCGCUGGAGCUCGGCGGGAAGUGCCCCUGCAUCUUCGACACGAUGGGUGGCAGCGCGCGGGACCUGCAGACCGCGGUGAACCGCGUCGUCGGCGGCAAGUGGUCGUCCUGCGCCGGCCAGGCCUGCCUAGCCAUCGACUACGUCCUCGUCGAGGAGCGCUUCGUGCCCGUCCUGAUCAAGGCGCUCAAGUCGACGCUGAAGAAGUUCUUCGCUGACUCGGAUCACAUGGCGCGGAUCGUCAACGCGAGGCACUUCCAGCGGCUGAGCGGCCUUCUCAAGGACAAAUCGGUGGCGGCGUCCGUCCUCCAUGGCGGCACAUUGGACGCCAAGAACCUGUGCAUCGAGCCCACGAUUCUGCUGAAUCCCCCACUCGACUCGGCGAUCAUGACCGAGGAGAUCUUCGGCCCUCUGCUGCCCAUCAUCACGGUCAAGAAAAUAGAAGACAGCAUCGCCUUCGUGAGAGCGCGGCCAAGGCCACUUGCCGUCUACGCGUUCACCAAAAACGCCGCUCUGAGGCGCCGCAUCGUCGAGGAGACGUCGUCCGGGAGCGUCACGUUCAACGACGCAGUUGUACAAUACGGGAUUGAUUCGCUGCCGUUCGGUGGCGUCGGCGAGAGCGGAUUCGGGCAGUAUCACGGCAAGUACUCCUUCGAGAUGUUCAGCCACAAGAAGGCGGUUCUGACGAGAGGCUACCUCAUCGAGCUGACGGCCAGGUACCCGCCGUGGGAUGACAGCAAGAUCUCCAUGAUGCGACAGCUCUACCGUUACAAUUACGUCGGAUUCGUCUUAACCUUCCUUGGUCUAAAGAAGUGAGGAUUUGGAGGGAGGAAUUUGCGAUGGCUUUGUGGAAUCUUAUUGAAUGGAUUUAGCCCAAGAGACUACUGAUGAGUGAAUAAAUUAAUAGACAUAUAUCGCUUAGUGAGUAAUAAGAAUCGGAUUUACACUUGCUAGCAUACCGUGGUGUGGUGAAAAGGUGCUACCUGUAAUGUAUGUUUCGUCGAGAAGCCACCUUUAUGAGUAGUAAGGUGAAUGUAAGGUGCAAUUUCA
This is a messenger RNA of Oryza brachyantha (malo sina), 1988 nucleotides long. RefSeq names its product aldehyde dehydrogenase family 3 member F1-like. NCBI's taxonomy places the organism in Eukaryota, Viridiplantae, Streptophyta, Magnoliopsida, Poales, Poaceae. Gene Ontology annotation, cellular component: cytoplasm. The transcript is spliced from 9 exons. The record is from RefSeq and is a predicted model, not a curated record. Gene Ontology annotation, biological process: aldehyde metabolic process. Gene Ontology annotation, molecular function: aldehyde dehydrogenase (NAD+) activity. Bases 261 to 1754 code for a protein of 497 amino acids.